Messenger RNA from Oldenlandia corymbosa var. corymbosa, 939 nucleotides. NCBI's taxonomy places the organism in Eukaryota, Viridiplantae, Streptophyta, Magnoliopsida, Gentianales, Rubiaceae. The record is from the annotation of a GenBank genome assembly.
AUGGCAUUGGCAUUGGCCCAAUGCCAAAAGGCUUCCAAUGCCAUGAUUUUAAUUCCAGGCUUGAAACUAUUAUUUGGGAUUCCAAACUCUCAUGGAGUUGAACAGUACACGGGUUAUUAUCGGAUUCAUUGUCGUCGGAGGAGGAAGGAGAAGAACAGAAGACUGAAGGAGCAGGAGUCGGCGGCGGAGGCGAAUAGGGAGGGUACUUGGAGAGAACAAGGGCGGCGGUGGAGGGUUCGACUUCAAGAGUACAAGAAACACAACACAAAGUUGUUGAUACUGAACGGCGGUGAGGAAUUGCCGGAGCAUAAUCUCCGUCACCGCAGCGGCUUUGGCUACCAUAUUAUUUGUGUUCCUGCUGAUAAGGAAAAGAAAGGGAUCAUAGCCCUAGCUUUUACUUUCAAACAUGGGCUUAUCGUAGCUGCUGACCAUCCACGAGGCAGUGUUGAUAACCUUAUUAAAGUUAGUGAUCGCUUGGUUGUCAUUGUUUCUGGAGAAAUUGCAAAGGGAGGAGGAGGAAUAUCUGUCGAUGAGGCAACCACGAGGGUGGCCAGCACCCUGUCUUCUUCUAAUGUCACUAAGGACUCUGAAGGUUUGCCAAUUGGAGUUCCUGUUCUGUAUCAUGUGAAUGGGAAGGGGGAAGUACUUCAAGGGAAUGGUUUUGCCGUUGGGUCUAGUCAUGAUCUUGCUUUUGGCUUUAUGCAGUUAUGUCACGAUAUGUCCAUUGAUGAAGCUAUAGAAGUUGGUAGAAGGGCGAUUUGCAUGGGUGCAAUGGGAGCUAAAGAGUACUGCGGUUUUGCUAGUGCUUACCACGUUGGAGCUGAUGGGAAGUGGACGAUGGUCGUUGAUAAUGAAGACAUGAAAGACUUAUUGGAAAUGAAAUAUAAGCUGACUCUGUUGAAGCUGGACACCACCAGAGCAUGCCCAAGAGUAGUUUAA